This is a messenger RNA of Ochlerotatus camptorhynchus, 991 nucleotides long. RefSeq lists its product as uncharacterized. Lineage: Eukaryota; Metazoa; Arthropoda; Insecta; Diptera; Culicidae. The record is from RefSeq and is a predicted model, not a curated record. Bases 11 to 991 code for a protein of 326 amino acids. Gene Ontology annotation, molecular function: oxidoreductase activity, acting on the CH-OH group of donors, NAD or NADP as acceptor. The transcript is spliced from 5 exons.
UCAAGCAACAAUGUCAACCGAGUCCGAAGCUUACUUCAAACAUGAAGACGGUGCCUAUAUUGCAGCCGAUGGAAGUGACAGAGUUGCGUUCAGUUGGAUCAUGUUGAUAUGUAGAGUUGUAGUGCAAGUGACGUUGAAUAUCCCCAAUUUCGCGAAAGAUUUCAUCAAGUCAUACAUUUGGGCACCGAAGAAAUCCGUCAGGGGGUGCGUGACCGUUGUUAGUGGGGGUGGAAAUGGGCUCGGUAGGGCAUUAUGUCUGAGGCUCGCUCAGGAAGGCUGUAAGGUUGCAGUGGCUGACAUUGAUUUGAAGAGUGCUAUAAGAACUGCAGAAGACAUCCGACAGACAGGGAUGCAAGCCGAGGCAUUCAAAGUGGACGUGAGUGAUUUGCAGUCCGUGAAACGACUUAGAAAGGACGUGGAGGCCCGGUUGGGACCUGUGGAGAUAUUGAUCAAUAAUGCUGGCUUGCUUGCUGUUUCUCACAUGUCCGAAGGCUCUGCUGAAGAUGUUCAUCGAAUCUUGAACGUUAAUUUGGCAUCCCAUUUCUGGAUGAUUCGUGAAUUCAAACCUAAAAUGCUGCAGAGAAACGGAGGUCACAUAGUAGGAAUCAGUUCCGUUCUCGGUUACAUCCCGAACUAUCGAACAAUUGCCUACAGUGCCACAAAAUUUGGAAUACGCGGAAUGAUGGAAUCGCUGGGUGAUGAGCUCUACAUUAGCGGGCACAGUGAGAAAGUGAUCACCACUUGUGUUUAUCCCAGUCUGCUGGCCACCCGGAAGGAUUUCAUCAAGAUGGUUAAUGACAUUGGAAUUAUGCAAGAAUCCAUGUCUCCGGAACAAGCGGCCGAAAUCGUGGUGGAUGGAGUGUUGCGAAACAGAAGUGAAAUCAUUUUGACAUCGCUUCCCCUGCGGAUUUUGAUCAAGAUGCAUGUAUUUUGCCCAGCGAGAAUGCGUCGCAUUUUUUCCAAAUGUAUCUGUAGCAAUACAAACAAAUAA